GCUGCCCCGCGCCUUCACUACUUCCUCGCAUCGCUUUCUGCUCCUUUCCUUUCACGUUUACCCGUGUAGCCACGCCCUGGCCUUCCCCAUUGGCUGAACACUCUCACUUUUCAGAAUCAGCCCCGCCCCCGCUGUGAGAGUUAGAGCUGCGGAUAGAGGAUGACGGGCACAUAAGUGAGUGUACCCCGGCCCUGUGCGAGCCGCUUUCCCUCCCGUGUGAAUAUGUAAAUAUCCCUCUUUAAUCGGCCUGCCUCCCCUUGUCACUCACAAACUGGCUCCGCCCACAUGUAUAACGCACUGCGGGCAGUCGCUCUUUUCCUGUGGGCGUGGCUUCGGGCGUGACCUUGUCAUAGACGCGGAAGUGAGACGGAAGUUGCCCUCAGUGUGUGACCUGAAGUGAGGACGAGAGAGAUUAAAGAGAUGAACUUCAUGCAGCGAACUGUGUCCUGAGCAGCUCUAAUCAGGUUCUUUCAUUUCAGCCAUGACAGACAGGAGCAAGAUGGGCCGUCUCCUGGCGCUGGUGCCUGGGAAACAACAAUUUGGGAUCUACAGGUUCCUCCCCUUCUUUUUUGUACUUGGAGGCGCCAUGGAAUGGUUCAUGAUCAACAUCCGCAUCGGAAAGGAAACAUUUUAUGACGUGUACAGAAGACGCCAGUCAGAAAGGCGAUACGAGCGCCAGUUGGAGGAGGAGCUAAUGAAACAGGCACAAGUCGCAGGCAGAUAGCGAGUGAUACUAUACGUUUCUCCUGGGGCAGUUUGUUAUGAAGAGGAGAGUAACAAUGUUGUUUCCAUCAUGAACAAACAAUAUAUUAAAUAUAUUGAUAAUGGGUUGAGUGCAGAGGAAUCUUGUAUCUGUUUCCAUCAUGAAGUUGAUGGAGGGGAGGAGACCUAAGACUUCUGGGUAUUAUUGCACUUAUAAUAAACACUGCGUUGUGAUUGGCCGGUCCUGUUCUAGUGAAUGCAGCAGGAAGUGUGCGAUCGCUAUUCAUUAUGUCACGUGUUCAGCAGCGAAUCAGAACUCAGGAUGGAACAUAACACCUUUACAUAAAUCUCCUGCCUGUAAAGUGAACAUCCCGCAUUAUUGGAUAUGAACGUGUGGAACACUGAAUCAAGAAGCAAAGGUAACGGGGUACACACACGAGGUGAGGUGAAAGGUGUUCGGGGUCAACGAGACGUGAAAUGUGGGAAAAUAAUGACCCUUCCCAUAGGUUCCCCCUGACUGAGCAGAAUCCUUUGCCCACGUGACCCUCCUCAAACUCUACACGGGCAGUCGCCCCACACCCACCAUUGCUGUUCAGUCUCCUCCUGCUGGUGGGACUCAAGAACAUCAACAUUGGCCAUUUACUUGCUUAGAAUUUGCUCCGGGUUCCUCUGUGGCCUCUCCGAGGUUGGACUUCUCUUUGAUGGUCGACCACUCCUGGGCCUCCUCUGUCCUCAAUCUGAUGGUUCAUUGGUGGAGUCCGAACUCUUCAGCGAGACUCUUGUAGCCUCUCCAGCUUUAUGGGCAUCAACAAGUCCUCAUCCUAUGUUAGUGCCCAUCCCCCAAUGUGAUGUGUCUGUGGGAUAAGAAUGGAACCCCAGAUCUUUCAAUAAAACUCUCACCCCUCAUUGUCACCCCAAUAACUGAAUCCCCAGACUGUGAUUUCAUGUUCAACUUAUUCAUUAAUCCUGAGGAUUCACUCGCUGAAAUGUUAUACGAUCAUUUGUUUAAUAAAAGAAAUUGUGUUUAA
This is a messenger RNA of Xenopus laevis (African clawed frog), 1730 nucleotides long. It is a transcript of the gene uqcc5.S, whose product is annotated as small integral membrane protein 4-like. Bases 482 to 724 code for a protein of 80 amino acids. The record is from RefSeq and is a predicted model, not a curated record. NCBI's taxonomy places the organism in Eukaryota, Metazoa, Chordata, Amphibia, Anura, Pipidae. The transcript is spliced from 3 exons.